GUAUCACUUGCAUUGCUUGGAAAGAAUUCUGUAACUUUCGGUUGAUAGAUUUAUUGUCGGGUUCAAAUUAGAAAAAAGAGGAUAAUUUUGUGGAGUUGAAACUGUUAUGCUUUAGUUUCCACAUGAGGACAGCUAAAGGAUGGCGAGUAACUAUGAAAGAUGUGCAGUUUUCGCCAACAUCUCGCCACCGUGGUCCAUUAAAGAAGCCAACAUGGAUUAUUGUUCUGAUAUCAUUAAUCUGCAUGUUCUUAAUUUUUGCUUACAUAUAUCCACCACACAAUCGCUCUGCUUGCUAUGUGUUCUCUUCUACCGGUUGUAAAGGGUUUUCAAAUUGGCUUCCGCCUCGUACUGUAAGAGAACUCAGUGAUGAUGAGAUUGCAUCCCGUGUGGUAAUAAGGGAUAUAUUACAUGCACAAUUAGCUAAAUCUGCGAAUUCCAAGAUUGCUUUCCUUUUCUUGACUCCUGGUGCUCUGCCCUUUGAGAAGUUAUGGGACAAAUUCUUUCAGGGACAUGAGGGCAGAUUCUCUGUCUAUGUGCAUGCAUCUAAGGAUAAGCCAGUUCAUUCCAGUCGUUAUUUUAUCAACAGGGAGAUCCGCAGUGACAAGGUAGUAUGGGGAAGGAUCUCUAUGGUUGAUGCAGAAAGACGCCUACUGGCAAAUUCACUUAAAGACCCUGACAACCAACAUUUUGUCUUGCUUUCUGAUAGUUGUGUACCAAUACGUGAUUUCGAUUUUGUUUACAGCUAUCUGCUGAACACAAAUGUCAGUUUUAUUGACAGCUUUGAGGAUCCUGGUGUGCAUGGAAGUGGCAGGUACUCAGAUCAUAUGUUACCUGAAGUUGAGAAGAAAGAUUUCCGGAAGGGAGCACAGUGGUUCACUAUGAAGAGGCAACAUGCAAUUGUUAUAAUGGCAGACAGUUUAUAUUAUUCAAAAUUUCGGGAUUACUGCAAGCCGGGGAUGGAUGGUCGCAAUUGCUAUUCAGAUGAGCACUACCUACCAACCUUUUUCUAUAUGCUUGAUCCAAGUGGCAUAGCUAAUAGGUCAGUAACACAAGUUGAUUGGUCUGAAGGGAAAUGGCAUCCAAAAUCUUACAGGGAACUAGAUGUCACUCGCGAGCUUCUGAAAAAUAUGACUUCUAUUGAUCGGAGUGAGCAUAUAACUAGCGAAGAAAAGAGGCGAUAUCUGACUGCGCCUUGCAUUUGGAAUGGAAUUCAGCGACCAUGUUACCUUUUUGCGAGGAAAUUCUUACCGGAAACACUAAACAACUUGCUGGUGCUUUCCUCAAAUUACACUUCUAAAAUUUGAGUUGAAAUAUCUUUGGCUUGUAAUUCUUUGGUCGUUAGAGCAUGCACAAUAUUGCUUGCGUAGCGAA
Impatiens glandulifera is the source of this 1371-nucleotide messenger RNA. Its product is annotated as glycosyltransferase BC10-like. NCBI's taxonomy places the organism in Eukaryota, Viridiplantae, Streptophyta, Magnoliopsida, Ericales, Balsaminaceae. The transcript has 10 exons. The coding region runs from base 123 to 1304 and encodes 393 amino acids. Gene Ontology annotation, cellular component: membrane. The record is from RefSeq and is a predicted model, not a curated record. Gene Ontology annotation, molecular function: glycosyltransferase activity.